UAAUAUAUAAAUAUUGAUUGGAAAAAAAUUGUUGUUUAGAGUAUUUUUUAAAUUUCUUUAAUUUAUUUUCAGCAAUAUGUGGUGUACAUAUCCUUACGCAAAAAAAACCAUUAAAUGAUUGUAACAAAAAAACGUAGAAAUUACUAAUUUAUUAUAAAAUAUUGGUAAACAUAUGGCAGAAGGUAAUUUAAUUAUUUAAAUUACUGCAGUAAAAAAAAGUUUUUUAAAUAAUACAGCACAUUUAUUUAAAAAUGUACAUAUAAUAAUUUUAAUUUUUAAUACACGUAAUUGGAUCAUAUCAUUGCCGAUUGUCAUUUUUUAAUUACAUUUGCACAUGAUAAGGCAGAUUAAUAUUUAUUUCGUUAGAUCUAUUUAAUUUAUCAAAUUGCUUUACGUUUAUAAAAGAGGACAGAAUUGUAUGCUACAUUGCAGAAUUGCAAAAGUGAUACAUCAUUCUUUAUUGUUAUGUGACGCAUCCGAGAGAAUUUACGAGACUUGCUUGUCAGAGUGUUUUGCUCUUCCAGAAAGUCAAUAUUUUAUUCUUUAUAAUAUUUUAUCUAUAAAAUAUUUAGUAUUGCAAGAGACUUUAAUAUAAACAGUAGUCAAAUUUAAUUUUAAAACGUCAAUUGACUAAAAGAUAGGAAACAAAAAUGAAGGAAAUCCAUGUGCCGGUAUAUGACAACUCGCCGUCAGUAGAGCAGACCUUACGUCCAAUAUUAUACACGUCUUGGUUCAUGGGCGCCGGUAUUGCACGUCCGCAAAAAUGUUCCAAGGUUGUAACGAUAAUUAUACGUAUCGUUCAUCUGGCUGUGUGUUCAGUUACCAUGGUGUGCAACGUGAUUUACCUCCUCAAUUUCGUUACCGUCACCCAUUUUUACAGUAACAUGUUCUCGAUCAUAUAUUUUAUGAACAAGGUGAUGUGCUACGUGUCGGCGUAUUACUAUAUUUAUCACGGAAUCAGGCAAUAUAACAAGUGGUCUAAGCUGAUGGACAAAAUAAAGGAACUCGAUCAAAAAAUCAGGAGAGAAAUGUACAUUAGUGAUCAGCCAGUAAAGAAGGCCGAAGUUGUAGCAAUUCUCACAACAUUCGCUUGUUGUCCUUUCGUGCCGAUCAUACACAUUCUGUUUUAUUUUAUAUAUUCACAGAACAAUUUAGCAUCCAAGUUGCUGUUUUUCUAUAUGCUCGCCCAGUCACUAAUAAACAGUUAUGUUUUUGAUAUUGUUGUCUAUGUGCUAUAUUAUAGAUUUCAAGCGAUAAAUAAACUAAUUGACCAAUUGGAUACAUCGUCCACUGCGCCAUGGAUUGCACUCAAGAUUAAACGCAUUAGAGAAUUGCAUACCGAUGUUUGUGAUCUCGUUAUCAUGGUAAACGAUAUUUACGGCCUUCAUCUUCUGCUCUGCGCAGCGAACUGCUUUAUCAUGGUGCUAGCUACUCUGUUCAGAAUCUAUAUAGUUGUGAAAGAAUACUAUAACUACUACUUUUAUAUAUUAAUAAAUAUUUUUGUUUGGAUUUUAUGUACCACGCAAUUUGGUGUGAUGUGCUGGAUUUGUACACUCGCGCGUCAAGAAUCUGACAAGACUGGAAUAACUAUGUGCGCAAUUGUACUAAAAUGCAAACCAGUGAAUCAUGACAUACUACAUGCGACGGGGAUUCAAUCGGGUCUAGAAAUGCAAUUGGAAGACUUGGAUAGCAAGCAAAAAUUUAAUUGGAGACAUAAUUUAAGUAACGUUAUCAUUGAAAAUCUCUUGCGUAGAAACCUAGAUCGAGACUAUGUUAGAAGCGAAAUCAAUGAUUUUUCGAUUCAACUGCAACAUCGUCGAGUCACAUUUACAGCCUGCAAUUUCUUUGAAAUAAGCAAUACUGUGUUCUGUGGUUUUAUCGGAAUGAUCAUUACUUAUUUAAUAAUCUCCAUUCAAUUCUCUGAGUGACACGAAUAUUAUGUAUUUAGGAUACGUUCAUUAGUUUGUUGCACGUCACAUGUAUAUUACAUGUAUGUUCAAAAACAGUUUUGAAAUUUUUGUUGUUUAUGAGAUUUAAUACACUUUGAUACUUUUUAAUUUCCAAUAAUUAAAUACCUAAAUCUAAUACCAAUAAUACAAGUUUUGUUAUUAAAACUUUUGUAAGUAUUUGUAAGUUUUUGAUGGUUGAAACAAAAAGAAUAGCAAUAGUAUGAUAGGUGGUAAAUGCGAAUCAACUGCGAUUAUUAAAUUAUAAUUUAAUCAUUUCGUCUUUCUCCUUGUUUGCACACGUAUCAAGCUUGAUUAUCUUUUUAAAGCUUAAUUAUGUUAUUAAAUGGAUAUAAUGUAUUAAGGUCAUAUUACGAGGAAUAGCUAGCAAGCAAUCUAAUAUUAUAGAACUUCAGAAAUAAUACGUUCUUUCUUCGUAAAUUACCAGAGAAAAUUUAUAAUUCGCACGUUUGUUAGUGUUUUGCUUUUAGAACGGUUUACUAUUUUUCUCUAAAAUAUUCUCUAUUGCGAGGAAUUUUAAUAUAAUUCACACUUGCUUGUGAAACGUGUUAAUUGGUAAGAAAAUACGAGAAGAUAAUGGAAGAAGAGAUUCAUAUGCAAGUGGAAGAUAACUUGUUUUCGAUAAAGCACAUUUUGUGUCCAAUAUGUGUUCUGGUUUCUGGGCGUUGGAGAUUCACGUUUAUCUGGAAAGUCUUAAAGGUAACGAUAAACAUACAUAUUCUCCUGGCCAUGUGUCAGCGUAAUGUGUUAGCGUAAUGAUAGUAUUUUUUUUAUUGCCAGUCGAUGCUGACUGCUGCAGCUGACCGACUUACGUCAUCGGUGUUACUGACACCUUUCUUAUCG
This is a messenger RNA of Monomorium pharaonis (pharaoh ant), 2810 nucleotides long. RefSeq lists its product as uncharacterized. Gene Ontology annotation, biological process: sensory perception of taste. Bases 651 to 1928 code for a protein of 425 amino acids. Gene Ontology annotation, cellular component: dendrite; neuronal cell body; axon. The record is from RefSeq and is a predicted model, not a curated record. The transcript is spliced from 3 exons. NCBI's taxonomy places the organism in Eukaryota, Metazoa, Arthropoda, Insecta, Hymenoptera, Formicidae.